Messenger RNA from Balaenoptera ricei (Rice's whale), 828 nucleotides. RefSeq names its product TLC domain containing 3B (gene TLCD3B). Gene Ontology annotation, biological process: lipid homeostasis; ceramide biosynthetic process. Bases 1 to 828 code for a protein of 275 amino acids. The record is from RefSeq and is a predicted model, not a curated record. The transcript has 5 exons. Gene Ontology annotation, molecular function: sphingosine N-acyltransferase activity. Gene Ontology annotation, cellular component: membrane; endoplasmic reticulum. Lineage: Eukaryota; Metazoa; Chordata; Mammalia; Artiodactyla; Balaenopteridae.
AUGCUGACCCCAAUGGUGGCCGGAGGGGUGGUGUUCCCCGGACUCUUCCUGCUCUCCAAGAACACGCUCCAGCGGCUGCCCCAGCUGCGCUGGGGGGAGGCCGACGCGGUCAUUGUCUCAGCCAGGCUAGUGUCCUCUGUCCAAGCCGUCAUGGCCUCCACAGCUGGCUACAUCGUCUCCACCUCCUGCAAGCACAUCAUAGAUGACCAACACUGGCUUUCCUCUGCCUACACGCAAUUUGCAGUGCCCUACUUCAUCUAUGACAUCUACGCCAUGUUCCUCUGUCACUGGCACAAGCACCAGGUCAAGGGGCACGGAGGGGACGAAGGGGGGACCAGAGCCCCGGGCAGCACCUGGGCCGUGGCACGCGGCUACCUGCACAAGGAGUUCCUCAUGGUGCUCCACCAUGCCGUCAUGGUGCUCGUGUGCUUCCCACUGUCGGUGGUGUGGCGUCAAGGCAAGGGAGAUUUCUUUCUAGGCUGCUUGCUGAUGGCAGAGGUCAGCACCCCCUUCGUCUGCCUUGGCAAGAUCCUCAUCCAGUACAAGCGGCAGCACACGCUGCUGCACAAGGUGAACGGGGCCCUGAUGCUGCUCAGCUUCCUCUGCUGCCGGGUGCUGCUCUUCCCCUACCUGUACUGGGCCUACGGGCGGCACGCGGGCCUGCCCCUGCUCGCCGUGCCGCUCGCCAUCCCGGCCCACGUCAACCUGGGCGCCGCGCUGCUCCUAGCCCCGCAGCUCUACUGGUUCUUCCUCAUCUGCCGCGGGGCCUGCCGCCUCUUCCGGCCCCGGGGCUCCCGGCCGCCCUCCCCCUGUCAGACCCAGGACUGA